Trichosurus vulpecula (common brushtail) is the source of this 1464-nucleotide messenger RNA. RefSeq names its product nicotinamide phosphoribosyltransferase-like. The record is from RefSeq and is a predicted model, not a curated record. NCBI's taxonomy places the organism in Eukaryota, Metazoa, Chordata, Mammalia, Diprotodontia, Phalangeridae. Gene Ontology annotation, biological process: NAD+ biosynthetic process. Gene Ontology annotation, molecular function: nicotinamide phosphoribosyltransferase activity.
AUGAAUUGUGUGGCCAAAGCCAAGUUCAACAUCCUUCCCACCACCGAUUCCUACAAGGCUAUUCACUAUAAACAAUAUCCACCCAACACAAGCAAAGUUUAUUCCUACUUUGAAUGCUGUGAAAAGAAGUCUGAAAACUCCAAAUUAAGGAAGAUGAAAUAUGAGGAAACUGUAUUUUACAGGUUACAGUACAUUCUUAAUAAAUACUUAAAAGGCAAAGUAGUAACCAAAGAAAAACUCCAGGAAGCCAAAGAGGUCUACAGAGAGCAUUUUCAAGAUGUCUUUAAUGAAAAGGGAUGGAGUUAUAUUCUUGAGAAAUAUGAUGGCCAUCUUCCAACAGAAGUAAAGGCAGUUCCUGAGAGUUCUGUCAUUUGCAGAGAAAAUGUUCUCUUCACAGUGGAAAACACAGAUCCAGAAUGCUAUUGGCUUACCAAUUGGAUUGAGACUAUCCUUGUUCAGUCCUGGUAUCCAAUCACAGUAGCUACAAAUUCCAGAGAGCAGAAGAAAAUUUUGGCAAAGUAUUUGAUGGAAACAUCUGGUAACCUUGAUUUCUUGGAGUACAAAUUACUUGAUUUUGGCUACAGAGGAGUUUUGUCACAAGAGAUGGCUGGCAUAGGAGCAUCUGCUCAUUUCGUUAACUUCGAGGGUACUGAUACAGUAGCAGGGAUUGCUUUAAUUAAAAAAUAUUAUGGAACAAAAGACCCUGUGCCUGGAUAUUCUGUUCCAGCUGCAGAACAUAGUACCAUUACAGCCUGGGGCAAAGAUCAUGAAAAAGAUGCUUUCAAACAUAUAGUAACACAGUUUUCAUCAGUGCCUAUGUCUGUGGUCAGUGAUAGCUAUGAUAUUUAUAGUGCGUGUGAGAAAAUCUGGCUUGCAAAUUUACAACACUUAAUUACAUCAAGGAGUGCAGAAGCACCACUAAUAAUUAGGCCGGAUUCUGGAAAUCCUCUUGAAAAGGUUUUGGACAUUCUAGGUAAGAAGUUUUCAGUUAUUGAAAAUUCAAAAGGCUAUAAAUUAUUGCCACCCUAUCUCAGAGUUAUUCAGGGAGAUGGAGUUGAUAUCAACACCUUAGAAGAAAUUGUUGAAGGCAUGAAGAAAACAAAAUGGAGUACUGAAAAUAUUUACUUUGGUUCUGGUGGAACUUUGUUACAGAAGUUAACAAGAGAUCUUUUGAACUGCUCCUUCAAAUGCAGUUAUGUGGUUACCAAUGGCCUUGGAAUUAAUGUCUUUAAGGACCCAGUUGCUGAUCCAAACAAAAAGUCCAAAAAGGGCCAGCUAUCUCUACAUAGGACACCUACUGGAAAUUUUCUUACCCUUAAGAAAGGAAAAGGAGAUCUUGAAGAAUAUGGUCAUGAUCUUCUCCAUACUGUCUUCAAGAAUGGAAAAAUGACAAAAAGCUAUUCAUUUGACGAAGUACGGAAAAAUGCCCAGUUGAGUAGUGAACUGGAAACGGUACCUCAUUAA